GAGCCCGGCGGGACGGACCAGCGGCACCGCCGAGGCGGCGUUUCCUGCGCGGCGGCUCUGGGCAGGGCCGGGACGCGGUCGGGCAGCGGCUGCUCGGGUCGCCCCGCCGGGCCCGGCGCUCCCCGGCCUCGCCAUGCAGCGCUUCACCGUGAACAUCAAGCUGCCGGCGCGGACCCUGACGGGCGCCCUGAGCGCGCCGAACAAGGGGGCGGCGGACUGGGGCUGGCAAGGUUUGAUUGCAUAUGGAUGUCAUUCUCUUGUGCUGAUAGUUGAUGCCAAUACUGCUCAGACUUUACAGGUUUUGGAAAGACACAAAGCUAGUGUUGUCAAGGUUAAAUGGGCCAAAGAAAAUUACCAUCACAAUAUUGGCUCUCCGUAUUCUUUGCGUUUAGCUUCUGCUGAUGCUACUGGAAAAAUAAUUGUGUGGGAUGUGGCAACAGGAACAGCUCGUUGUGAAAUACAAGAACAUGCAAAACCAAUUCAAGACAUGCAGUGGUUGUGGAAUCAAGAUGCUUCUAGAGAUUUGCUGCUUGCUGUUCAUCCGCCCAACUAUAUUGUACUGUGGAAUGCAGACACAGGCACCAAACUUUGGAAGAAAAGUUACGCUGAAAAUAUUCUGUCGUUUUCAUUUGACCCCUUUGAUCCAUCACGCUUAGCUUUGCUCACCAGUGAAGGAAUAGUGUUCAUCUCCGACUUCUCUCCUUCCAAAGCUCCUGCCAGCUCAGGGAAGAAAGUUUACAUCUCUAGUCCCCAUUCCAGUCCUUCUCACAACAAGUUGGCUGCUGCUACAGGGGCCAAAAAGGCCCUUGAUAAAGUAAAAAUCUUAAUCAGCAAUGAAAAACCAAGUGCUGAAUCUGUGACACUCAACGACUGUCUUCAGUUGUCAUAUUUGCCUUCCAAAAGAAACUACAUGCUGUUAUUGUAUCCCAGAGAAAUUUUGAUUCUUGACUUGGAAGUGAAUCAGACAGUGGGUGUGAUUGCAAUUGAGAGAACAGGUGUGCCUUUCCUACAGGUAAUUCCUUGUUUUCAGCGUGAUGGGUUAUUUUGUCUCCAUGAAAAUGGUUGUAUAACUUUAAGAGUUCGCAGAUCUAACUGCAGUAUAACUGGAACUCCAAAUGAAGAGCCAGAUCCAGACCCAGUUCAGGAGCUGAUUUAUGAUUUAAGAAGUCAGUGUGAUGCCAUCAGAGUCACAAAAACCGUUCGACCCUUCAGCAUGGUGUGUUGCCCGGUGAAUGAGAACUCUGCAGCUCUCAUAGUCAGUGAUGGCAGGGUAAUGAUCUGGGAAUUAAAAUCCAGUGUUUCUGGCAGAAAUGUGCGUAACAGCAGUUCAGGUGCAUCACCUCUGUAUUCCCCUGUCUCAUUCUGUGGAAUUCCUGUAGGAACAUUCCAAAAUAAACUUCCAGACCUCUCGUUAGACAACAUGAUUGCAGGACAAGGCACAGUUGCUGGAGAAGAACAAUUAAGAGGUUCUUUUCUGCAAGAAGUGCACCUCAAAUUUCUGCUGACUGGGCUCCUUUCAGGCCUUCCUUUGCCUCCGUUUGCCAUCCGCAUGUGCCCACCUCUUACAACAAAAAAUAUUAAACAGUAUGAGCCCAUCCUUGCUGUUGGUACAAGUAAUGGCUCUGUCCUGGUGUUCCAUCUGACAAGUGGACUCUUACACAAAGAGUUAAGCAUCCAUUCCUGUGAAGUCAAGGGAAUUGAGUGGAUCAGCUUGACUGGGUUUAUUUCCUUUGCCACAUCAACACCGAACAACCUGGGGCUGGUAAGGAAUGAGCUGCAGCUGGUGGACCUGCCAACAGGCAGGAGCGUCGCAUUCCGCGGAGAACGAGGCAAUGAUGAACCAGCUAUUGAAAUGAUAAAGGUGUCUCAUUUGAAGCAGUACCUAGCUGUAGUAUUUAAAGACAAACCACUGGAGAUCUGGGAUGUCAGAACAUGCACUCUGCUCAGAGAAAUGUCUAAAAACUUCCCUAUAGCAACAGCUUUGGAGUGGUCACCUUCUCAUAACUUAAAGAGCCUGAGGAAGAAGCAGUUGGCAGCUCGAGAGGCCAUGGCCCGACAGACGGUUGCGUCAGACACUGAAGUCAGCAGCGUCGAAUCUUCUGUUAUCAGCUUGUUACAGGAAGCUGAAAGCAAAUCGGAGCUGAGCCACAACAUUUCUGCCAGAGAGCACUUUGUGUUUACAGCUGCUGAUGGGCAGGUUUAUCAUCUCACAGUGGAAGGAAACUCAGUAAAAGACAGUGCAAGAAUUCCUCCUGAUGGAAGCAUGGGCAGCAUCACAUGCAUCGCCUGGAAAGGGGAUAUCCUGGUUCUUGGAGAUGUUGAUGGGAACUUAAACUUCUGGGAUUUGAAAGCCAGAGUAUCCAGGGGCAUUCCUACACACCGAAGCUGGGUGAAAAAGAUACGAUUUGCUCCAGGGAAAGGAAAUCAUAAACUUCUUGCCAUGUACAACGAUGGAGCAGAAAUUUGGGAUUCAAAGGAGGUACAGAUGGUGAGCAGUUUGAGAAGUGGAAGAAACGUGAAUUUCCGAAUCCUGGAUGUGGACUGGUGCACUUCAGACAAAGUGGUCCUGGCGUCCGACGAUGGGUGCAUCCGAGUUCUAGACUUGUCCAUGAAACCAUCGUGUUUUAGAAUGGAUGAGCAGGACUUAAUAGAACCUGCAUGGUGUCCCUAUCUGCUUGUUCCAAGGGCUUCAUUAGCUUUAAAAGCAUUCUUGUUGCAUCAGCCAUGGAAUGAGAAGUACUCUCUAGAUAUUAUGAAUAUUGAUUACCCAGAGAAUGAAAAUAUUAAAAACCUUCUUCAGGAGCAGUUGAAUUCGUUGUCCAAUGACAUAAAGAAACUUUUGCUUGAUCCAGAUUUUACUCUCUUGCAGAGAUGUCUCCUGGUUGCCAGACUCUAUGGGGAUGAAUCAGAACUGCAUUUCUGGACCAUUGCUGCCCACUAUUUGCACAGCUUAUCCCAGGAAAAGCCUGAAAAACCAGCGGACACAGGUGUCCUUCCAGAGCAGUUGGUUAAUCCCUUGGAUAUCUGCUAUGACAUACUGUGUGAAAAUUAUUACUUCCAGAAAUUCCAACUUGAAAGGGUAAAUCUCCAGGAAGUGAAGAGAUCAACGUAUGAUCAUACCAGGAAAUGUGCUGAUCAGCUUCUUCUCUUGGGCCAGACUGACAGAGCAGUACAACUCUUGUUAGAAACAAGUUCAGAGAAUGCACAUUAUUACUGCGAUUCACUCAAAGCUUGCUUGGUCACAACUGUCACCUCAUCAGGUCCAUCUCAAAGUACCAUUAAACUGGUAGCAACCAACAUGAUCGCCAAUGGAAAGCUUGCAGAGGGUGUGCAGUUGCUGUGUCUGAUCGAUAAGGCUGCUGAUGCCUGUCGCUACUUGCAAACUUACGGUGAAUGGAAUCGCGCGGCUUGGCUUGCAAAGGUUCGUUUGAACUCAGAGGAGUGUGCUGACGUGUUGAAGCGUUGGGUGGAUCACCUUUGCUCUCCACAAGUCAACCAGAAGUCCAAAGCCAUUCUGGUCCUCUUGUCACUUGGGUGCUUUACAAAAGUUGCUGAGAUGUUGCACAGUAUGAGGUACUUCGAUAGAGCAGCUUUAUUUGUUGAAGCUUGUCUGAAGUAUGGGGCGAUUGAAGUUAAUGAUGAUACAAAUAAAUUGAUCCACGCUGUAUAUGCAGAUUAUGCCAGAAGCUUGAAGCUCCUGGGCUUUAGGCAGGGAGCUGUUCUCUUUGCCUCAAAAGCAGGAGAAGCUGGGAAAGAGUUACUCAUGGAGCUCAAACAGCCUAAAGAGGACGUGACACAAGAGUAAGAAUUUCUUGUGGGUGAGAUUUGGGUUCUCUCUUGGACUAAGAUUCCACUGCGUGAAAAUACUUCUUCUUGAAUCACUGUAAUAGCUGAUAUCUGUGAUUUGAGCAAAUGUUGUUAAAUGUGUGUGGAUGCAAGAUUAAGAACGGUUUUAUGUUUGUUUUUUUGUUAAGAUUGUCUUUGUUUUCAUGAGAGGGGAAAGAAGCCUAUGAUAAAAUUAAACAAUACGAUUUCCAACUUUUUCAACUAUAGCAGAAGUCAAAAAUUUGCUGAAAGGGUUCUAUACCUGUGUAAAAGUCUACUCCGUUUACUUCUAAAAAUCAGAUCUUUAUAGUUCCUUACUGCUGUUGUAUUUGUAUGUAUAAAUGAUUCAAUCUGUACUAUAAAAAUAUAAAUAUAUUUAAAGAAUAAAUAGAGAUCACAAAACACACCAUUCUUUCCUGGAACAUUGUUUUCUCAAUCUGAUUUUUCUGUUCAAAAGUCCUCUUGUUUAAAUCACGUCACUCACUCUCUUGUCAUUUUGAUAACUGUUUGAAUGGAACCUUUAACAGGUUUACUUACGAAAGUCUCCUAACAUUCCAAAAAUCCAUGAAACGUCCUGUUUUUCAAUUAAGGUAUUGUUAUAGUUUGUGUUAUUCCAAAGUGUGCACUCCUUGCACACCUUAGGGACUAAAUUGUGCUGGUUCAUGGGAUGGAAGGAUGGGGGCAGAUCCUACCUCAAAAGCAGCCGGGUGGACUCCUGCAGAAUAUUCAGUCAUUGCUGUGUUUGUUAUUCGAUGCGUGUUCAACAACAGGUAGAAAACACAUUGUGCAAAUCCAAAAUGUUGGCUGUCUAAUUAGGUGCUUUUUGUGGUAGCACUUCUUAUGGUCCAGAUACUUAGGGACUCCACCAAAACCAUCUUUUCUCAUUUUUGGCCAGUAUUUAAGUACUCGUUUUCAUUAUUGUUUCUUGUGCCAGAUGUAUCCUUUCUAUUUAUUACUGAUUGACUGAGAAAUUUUGCAGUGGGUGCUGAUGCUAAAUUGCCCUUGCAAACUGAAGACUGCGGCAUGUGAAAAGUGGUCUUGGCUAAAAAAUAAAAGUAUUCUUUAUACCAAGUUGCUGGAGAUACUAAAGUUCAAUACAAAACAGUGAAAAGAAUCAUAUUGUGUAAAAAGGUCUCUCAUUUUAUUAUAAUUAAUGGCUUGUCUACUUAGAGUAAUACUGUAUUGGAUUCUCCUUAUGUUCAAGUAUUUGUGCAUAGUAUUUUCCAUGCCUUCCUAGACGAGCACCACUGUCAGGACGUCUUUAACUCCAUAAACCCUGUAAUUCAAAUCUAAAAUAACGUUUCUGAUAAAAUUUGAAUGGUUGGGCUUUUCAAUAAUGAUGUUUUCAUACGAAUUGAAAAUGUGAGUUUCAUUGUUCUAAACAGUGUUUUAACUGCAAUGUAUCUUAUUCUUUCGACAUCUUACAUACGCUACAAUGUACUUUCUGUUCAAUGUAUUGUGGACAAGGCUUAUAUAGUUACUUUAGCUUGGGGAAAGUAAGGACACAGUGAAAUUUGCCUUCAGUUGGUGGGCAACAGAGCUGAGCAUAAUUAAUUGUAAUUAACAAAAAGCUAAUUUCUGGCUCUCAUUGACUACUACAUCAUUCCUCAGUUCCUCCUCUUUGAUUUGGUAGCAGUACUCAUGGCCAAGGCUACUGCAGAGUUACUGUGAGCACACGCAAACUUGUUCUUUCACAGAUCACGAAGAAUUGUUUGUCAGUGGGUCUCUGGGUCUCUGCUUUAAUAUACAUUUGGAUUUACAAAUGUAAUGUUUAAAAACCAACACAUCGCAAAGGCCUUUAAAUACUGAAUGUUUCUAUAAACUUCUGAAUGUUUCUAUAAACUUUAAAGUGUGAAGGUUGCGGAAUACUGCACGGCAUUCCCAGCUGAAACCUUUAUGAUGAAAAUAGAGUGUAGAAGUGAGUGAAAAGUUUAUUUAGAUAAUAAUAAUACAGUAAUAAAAAAACUUUAAAAAUCUCUUUGUGUCUUCAUUUAAUACAAAAAAGUAAUCUGUUGUACUGGGAUUGAAUGCAGGUUGUAUCAUUGUCGUCAAUUUGCCUUCCUGACUGGGACAAUGCUCAGGACUGGUUUUAGUAGAGGAGGUGAUUAUCUGUGCUAUGUAUUAGUCAUAUUUUCCAUAUUAGUACUAAUGAAAUGUUUUGAGUAGUAUUAAUCCACAAACUUAACUAGCAAACAUGAAAUUUCUACAGGUUAAUUGGAGCAGGACAUUGUCAGCACUUUCUGAGAGUUUGGAACGUGAACUGAAUGAUAUUUUUUUUUUAAAGUUUCCAAUAAAUACGACUUUAACUCCUUCAAA
Columba livia (rock pigeon) is the source of this 6141-nucleotide messenger RNA. RefSeq names its product WD repeat domain 11 (gene WDR11). The transcript is spliced from 29 exons. Gene Ontology annotation, cellular component: cytoplasm. Bases 134 to 3805 code for a protein of 1223 amino acids. Gene Ontology annotation, molecular function: protein binding. NCBI's taxonomy places the organism in Eukaryota, Metazoa, Chordata, Aves, Columbiformes, Columbidae. The record is from RefSeq and is a predicted model, not a curated record.